Messenger RNA from Acanthopagrus latus (yellowfin seabream), 5531 nucleotides. Its product is annotated as glutamate receptor ionotropic, NMDA 2C-like. The transcript has 15 exons. Gene Ontology annotation, molecular function: NMDA glutamate receptor activity; transmitter-gated monoatomic ion channel activity involved in regulation of postsynaptic membrane potential. The record is from RefSeq and is a predicted model, not a curated record. Gene Ontology annotation, biological process: monoatomic ion transport; synaptic transmission, glutamatergic; long-term synaptic potentiation. Gene Ontology annotation, cellular component: NMDA selective glutamate receptor complex; postsynaptic membrane; plasma membrane. NCBI's taxonomy places the organism in Eukaryota, Metazoa, Chordata, Actinopteri, Spariformes, Sparidae. Bases 1 to 4185 code for a protein of 1394 amino acids.
AUGGCCAUUCCCAGGGGACACCCUCCUCCCUCCCCCUGGCCUCCUCUCUUCCUCCUCCUCCUCUUCCUCCUCCUCCUCAUCUCCUCCCCGCUCCCCCUGCAGGCCCGGCCGCUCCUCCUCCACCCGUCCAUCAACGUGGCGGUGGUGUUCAGCGGCUCCAGCUACCAAACUGAGGUCAGAGGUCGCCUCAGCGGGGAGAACUUUGUGGACCUGCCCGUGGUGGUCAGCCCGGUGACCGUGCUGGUCAACGACACCAACCCCCGCGACCUCCUGACGCACCUCUGUGAUACCAUGGCAACAGAGAAACUGCACGGCGUUGUGUUUGAGGACGAUGUGGGCUCGGGUACCGGGGCUCAGGUGGCAGAAGUGGCUCAGAUCCUGGACUUCCUCUCCACUCAGACGUCUCUGCCCAUCGUGGGCAUCAGCGGCGGCUCUGCAGUUGUCAUCCCGUACAAGGCGGAGGGAUCCUCCUUCUUGCAGAUGGGAGCGUCUCUGGAGCAGCAGGUUGUCAGCAUGUUCAAGCUCAUGGAGGAGUACGACUGGGGCGAGUUCGCCGUGAUCACCAGCUUGCUGCCAGGCUACGACACCUUUGUGGAUAUAGUUGAGUCCUACACAGAUACCUCCUACUUCCUCUGGAAACUUCAGGAUGUCUUGUCUCUGGAAAUGUCUGUUGGGGCUAAUGACGCGAAGACCAAGCGCAUGCUGCAGCAGAUGGACUCGCGGGUCGUGCUGGCGUACUGCUCCUAUGAGGAGGCGCAGUACUUGUUUCGCCAGGCAGCUGAGCUGGGUCUGCUGGGGCCGGGAUACAUCUGGAUGAUCCCCAGUCUGGCCGUGGGCAACCCCGACAGCCCUCCACCCGACAGCUUCCCCAUCGGCGUGAUCGGAGUGAUUACGGAGCAGUGGAGGAAGAGCUUGCGGCAGAGGGUGAGGGAGGGCGUCGCCAUUGUGGCGAAAGGCGCCGAGAGCUUCAAGAAACUGUACGGUUUCAUCCCCGAGGGACACGGCGACUGCACCAAACCCUCCAAACACUCCGACAACCACACUUUGUUCAGGCACAUGCUGAACGUGACGUGGGAGAGGAGAGAUCUGUCGUUCAACAACCAAGGCUUCCUCUCCAACCCUUCCAUGGUCAUCGUCGCUCUGGACCGGGAGAGGCUCUGGGACAAGGUGGGAACGUACGCUCGAGGGAUCCUUCAGGUCCGCUACCCGGUCUGGCCUCGGUACGGCAGCUUCCUGGAGCAAGUGUCCGAUGACCGUCACCUGACCGUGGCCACGCUGGAGGAGCAUCCCUUCGUCAUGGUGGAGAACGUGGACCCGGGAACCGGAACCUGCGUCCGCAACACGGUGCCCUGCAGGCGCCAGUCCAACCGCACAGAGAGUAUCAUCGGCCACUCUGAGUCGUACACCAAGCUGUGCUGUAAGGGUUUCUGCAUAGACAUCCUGAAGAAGCUGUCGCGCACCAUCAAGUUCUCCUACGACCUCUACCUGGUCACCAACGGAAAACACGGCAAGAUGGUCCACGGUACUUGGAACGGCAUGAUCGGGGAGGUUGUGUACCGACGAGCUGACAUGGCCAUCGGCUCGCUCACGAUCAACGAGGAGCGUUCGGAGAUCAUCGACUUCUCCGUGCCGUUCGUCGAGACGGGCAUCAGCGUGAUGGUCGCCCGUAGCAACGGGACAGUUUCGCCCUCCGCCUUUCUCGAGCCCUACAGCCCAGCGGUUUGGGUCAUGAUGUUUGUGAUGUGCCUGACCGUGGUGGCGAUCACAGUCUUUGUGUUCGAGUACUUGAGUCCAGUCGGCUACAACCGCAGCCUGAUCAGCGCCAAGUCUCCCGGUGGUCCGACGUUCACCAUCGGGAAGUCGGUGUGGUUGUUGUGGGGCAUCGUCUUCAACAACUCCGUCCCCAUUGAAAACCCAAAAGGGACGACCAGUAAGAUCAUGGUUCUGGUCUGGGCCUUCUUCGCUGUCAUCUUCCUGGCCUCCUACACUGCCAACCUGGCUGCCUUCAUGAUCCAGGAGCAAUACAUCGACACGGUGUCUGGACUCUCGGACAAAAAGUUCCAGAAACCUCACGAGCAUUACCCUCCUUUCCGCUUCGGGACCGUCCCAAACGGCAGCACGGAGAGGAACAUCCGCAGCAACUACCUCGACAUGCACACGCACAUGAUAAAGUACAACCAGAAGGGAGUGGAAGAAGCUCUGGAGAGCCUCAAAACCGGGAAGCUGGACGCUUUCAUCUACGACGCCGCCGUUUUGAACUACAUGGCCGGGAAGGACGAAGGCUGCAAGCUGGUGACCAUCGGCAGCGGGAAAGUGUUCGCCACCACGGGGUACGGCAUCGCUCUGCAGAAGGACUCCCGCUGGAAACGGCCCAUUGACCUGGCGCUGCUGCAGUUCCUGGGAGACGGAGACACCCAGCGCCUGGAGACGGUGUGGCUGUCGGGAAUCUGCCAGAACGAGAAGAACGAGGUGAUGAGCAGCAAGCUGGACAUCGACAACAUGGCGGGCGUCUUCUACAUGCUGCUGGUGGCGAUGGGCCUCAGCCUGCUGGUGUUCGCCUGGGAACACCUGCUUUACUGGAAACUACGACACUCCCUCCACAAGUCGUGCAAACUUGACUUCAUGUUGGCCAUCAGCAGGGGUAUUUACAGUUGUUUCAAGGGAGUCGAGGAACCCGGGCGCUCGUCUGGUUUGGCCAAACCGGACCUGACCUCCAACUACGCUCAAGCAAACAUGCUAAAGAUGCUUCGCACUGCCAAGGACCUGGUCUCCACUGCCAAUGUGGAGACCUCUCUGGACAACGCCACCAAGACCAUCGAGCAGUUGAGCCGUCAUGGCGGCAGCUUGCCUAUUCGUGUCCCACAAGUGGCCACGGAAGCCGUGCCGGGAGGAUUUGCUUACAUCACGGAGAAUCACUGCUCGAUCCCUCAGCGCUCCAUCACUCCACCUCUGUUACCUGCGGCUGUUACCUCUCUGAAGCAGCAGCGGGGUGUGACCAGGCCCACGCCGCUACGCUACACGCUUCCGACGCACUCUUCUUCGUGUCUGUAUGAUCGGCCACUUCCUGUGUCCAGCCUCAGCACCCCUCACUUAGCUGUGGGCGAGCCACUCCCUCAUCAGCACCCGCAUCACUACCAGACCACCGGGAGACUCUACGUUGACGGCCAUCUUCACUCGCCAUUCAUUCCCUACACGGAUCUCCAGCUACCCGACAUCUACGCGUCUCACCCGGUGUCCUCGCCUCAGGCAGGGUUAUCCCGACGGAAACGGAGGUCCAAGAGUUUCCAGUGUGACGACAGAGAUAUGGAGAGGAUCAAACACAGGGACCAGGAGAAGAGCGACAAAAGUCCCGUCUCGCUGAGUGAGCUCAAAGCCAAUCACCUCCAGGAGAACCACAUCUCCGCCCCCAGCGUUGACAACAUCUACCCAGGGGAGGGGAUGUGUCCUCGGGUGGAGAACUACGGCUCCUGGCCUCCGGAGGACCUCAUGCUCAGAGGCAGACGCAGGAACCGCCGCCCCUCGUUCCUCAAAGCGACGUGGGGCAGCGAGCAGAUGCGCCAGCUGGACGAAUCCCAGUCAUCGCUGUCCAGUCAGUCACCGUCCACCGUGCCAGAUCUGUUCCCAUGCAUCAUCACGCCGACCACACCCGCGAAGCCCUACAACCCUGCACACCUUCGAAACAACCUGUGCCUCCCACGGAACCAGGCCUACCUCCACAUACGGGAGGACCAGAGGAGGCCCAAUGGGCGCAAGGGCCAGAGGCUGCGCUACUCCAACUCCACCCACCUCCCCACUUACGGAGAAGCAGUCCGACACGGGACCGGGUUAGGGCGUGGGAUGGUACGCAGAGCCACCAGUUUGCUCAGCAGACAGUACGCCCAGUACCUGAACUCAUACCCCGGACUACCCCUCUACCACGGGCCCCUGGACCUGCAGCACCACAGCCAGGCCUCCAGCAGCCACCCGAGCCCCAGCCCAGUGUGUCAGCUGCUGGCCUGCGGUGGUGGGAGAUGUGGAAGCCAGCGGGCUCUGCUGUACCAGGACAGCGUGUACGGGGCUUAUGGGGUCUAUCAGGGAUCCCAGACUGGAUCGGAGGUCCUGGCGGGUCAGGGAGGACAACCUUCAGGAAGCCCCUGCGUGCUCCGUCCCUGGCGACGGGUUUCCAGUCUGGAGUCUGAGGUUUGACGGAUCUCAUGAGACGGAGACUUUGGAUUAACAGAAGACUGUAGAGAGAUUAGAUUAAUGUAACGAGGGGCCAAGUCAUGACUUGAAGUUUUUGUGGAUUUUCUAUGUGACUUUUGUGGUAAAGAAUAGAAGUUUCAGUCUGGAAACUUACCAGAUGUUUUAGGACAUAUUUGACGUAGACUAAAGUAAUAAAAGGAAACUGCACUGUUACCAAUUUAUCCUUGAAGAAAGCUGUGGAAAGCCGGCGUCGGCAGGUUUUUGCUCACUUGCUACUUUCCUACGACAACGCUUGUGUGUUUCCUCGUGCUUUAAUGUGCACUAAGAUUUACAACAGUCCACGGUGUUGGCGCAUGGUUAAACUAUAACCAGAGUUUUCAUGCUGUGUGUGUGUUGUGUAUAUUUUUUAUCGUGGACGGUUGGGUGGUUCAGCCUUGAGUAGAUGAACUGUUUACAGUAGCCGAGGGGGGAAAAAAGGGAAUCGUCUCUUUAAAAAAAAUACAGCCACCAAAAACAAAGCAGCCAGUGUAGCAGGAUCUGUGAGGAGCAGCAAGAGUUUAACUCCAAAAAAAAAAGAAAGACGUUCAAUAUUGAAAACAUUUUGACUCCAGACGCGCGGGCGAGCGGCAGCAUUUUCUAGAAUGAAAUAAUCAUUUUGAGGCAUCUGUUGAAUAAAUUUCAGGUAACUUCUUCUUUCUUUUUAAAAGAUGUAUAAUGUUUUGGAGCUAAACCCUUCGAGUCUUCAUUUAGUGAUGAGUCAGAGGAGACGCAGAGAACUUUGUUGUGAAAGCAGUCCAUAUGAACACAAAUCUGCAAAAAGUGACGGAGGGUAUCGCGGACAGCACUGACCAGCACUAGGUGUCUUAAACCAUGGGUUUCUUUGUUCCUCACUGGGUCUCAGAACGAGGCCACAGCACAACAUCACACAGGGCCUCAUGAUCAAUUACUUCUGCAUCUAAAUACUAUAUCGAUAUAGAGAAAUUGUGUUAUUUGAGGCUGGUUAGUGUCAUAUUCAUGUAUUCUACAUAUAAUAGUAAUUUAUAGUCACUCUUAAAAAGAUUUUCUAAUCACACUUCUGGCACAUUUUCUUUUUUGUAAAGCUGUUGCUGAUUUACUGGAAUAUUUGUUAUUAUUACUGUAUUAACUCUCAUCAGUUGGCCUAUAUUUAAGAUUUUCAUCACUCUCUCUCUCUCUUUUCCACUCUUUUAUAUUCCCCUCAUCAUCUCUCUUUUCUCCCUCAUCCCCCUCUUAACUGUUACAUGAUCAAAUUUAAAAAUGAGGUAAUUGAAAGCUAUUCUAGUAUCUAUAUUACCCGACUCCCUCACCCUGUAAUUAAUCACUUAGACCAA